Ornithodoros turicata is the source of this 2093-nucleotide messenger RNA. RefSeq names its product alkyldihydroxyacetonephosphate synthase, peroxisomal-like. The transcript is spliced from 20 exons. Gene Ontology annotation, cellular component: peroxisome. The record is from RefSeq and is a predicted model, not a curated record. Gene Ontology annotation, molecular function: FAD binding; alkylglycerone-phosphate synthase activity. Lineage: Eukaryota; Metazoa; Arthropoda; Arachnida; Ixodida; Argasidae. Gene Ontology annotation, biological process: lipid biosynthetic process. The coding region runs from base 51 to 2000 and encodes 649 amino acids.
UUGGAGCUCACACAAGUAAAUUCAGAGUGACAGCGAGAUCAAGCUCAAACAUGGCGGUAGUGGAGCGGCUUUCUACUAUCAAGGGACACUUGGAAGGCCCGAAGUGCGAAAACUAUGACAACACCAGAGAAAAAAAAGAUCAGACCGAGGGCAGCAACUUAUUGACCGUUCCCAAAACCCAAAACAGCAUCCCAUUGAAACGGCAAGAGCUGCUGAAAUGGAACGGAUGGGGCUACAAGGAUUCGAAGUUUGUCGUUGAUACAAAGUCACACCAUGUGUCUUUUACGGGUAACAGGUACAAGAUAGGCAAUCAGACGCUGCCGCACUUCAAGGGAUGGGUUGAAGCCAGCCUCGGAGUGGACUUGAGCAUCUUACUUCCAGCACAGAAUCCCAUUGAAAGUAACAAAGUCUCUCUGCAAAGCUCAUCUGUUGUGCUAAAUCCUCUCAAUGUGUGCAUGAGGCCACCACCAACUGAUGCAGAUCUUCCAAAGCCUCUCUUGAACGAUGCGUUUAUGGCUGACCUCAGAAUCUCUGGCAUUAUGCACUCCUUAGAUGGACAAGACAGGCUUUUCAGAGCUCAUGGGCACACAAUGAGAGAAAUUUUCACCCUAAGAGAGGGCACCUUUCAACGUAUUCCAGACAUUAUCGUGUGGCCACGAUGUCACGAUGAUGUUGUUUUCCUGGUUGACUUGGCAAACAUGCACAACGUCGUAAUCAUUCCUUUUGGCGGAGGAACCAGUGUAUCAGGUGCAUUGGAGUGCCCCAGUGAAGAGACUCGUUCAAUUGUCUCACUUGAUACAUCGCAAAUGAAUCGCAUCCUUUGGGUAGAUAAGGUGAACUUGACUGCACAUAUGGAAGCUGGUAUAAUUGGCCAGGACCUGGAAAGAGAGCUUGCAGCAUUUGGACUGUGCGUUGGACACGAACCAGAUUCGUACGAGUUCAGCUCACUUGGUGGGUGGGUUGCCACCCGAGCUUCUGGUAUGAAGAAAAACGUCUAUGGCAACAUUGAAGACCUUCUGGUGCAUGUUCGCAUGGUGACACCAAUGGGAGUCUUGGAACGGGGAUGCCGGGGUCCACGAAUAUCUGGAGGACCAGACGUCCAUCACCUUGUCCUCGGUUCAGAAGGUACCUUGGGUGUUGUGACAGAGGUAACACUGAAAGUGCGUCCAUUGCCAGAAUGUCGCAAGUAUGGUUCCAUUGUGUUCGGAUCAUUUGAGCCGGGAGUGGCAUUCCUGCGAGAAGUUGCAAGACAGCAAAUACGACCUGCUUCAAUAAGGCUAAUGGACAAUGAACAGUUCAUUUUUGGACAAGCCCUCAAGCCAGAAGCGAGCAGCCUGCUGGCACCCUUAUGGGACAGCCUCAAGAAGUUUUACAUCACACGCAUCAAGGGCUUCCAGGUUGACAAAAUGUGUGUCACAACUCUUCUGUUCGAAGGGUCUCAACAGGAGGUAGAAAUACAGGAAAAGAGGGUCUACGACAUUGCAGCCAAGUUUGGGGGAAUCCCUGCAGGGGAAGAAAACGGUAUGCGGGGCUACAUGCUCACAUUUGUUAUAGCAUACAUUAGGGACCUGGGCCUGGAUUUCAAUGUUGUGGCAGAGUCAUUUGAGACAUCAGUUCCUUGGGACCGGGUGGUGGAUCUGUGCCGGAACGUUAAGGAUGUCCUCCAGCAAGAGUCUCGGGCGAGAGGAGUUUCCCUGCCACCCCUGGCUUCCUGUCGUGUAACACAGUCGUAUGAUGCUGGUGCCUGUAUCUACUUCUACUUUGCCUUCAACUACACCGGGGUUCCUGAUCCUGUUCAUACAUAUGAAGCAAUUGAGGCUGCAGCAAGGCAGGAAGUACUCGCAUGUGGUGGUAGCAUCUCUCAUCACCAUGGAGUGGGAAAGAUUCGCAAGCGGUGGCUGGAGCAGACCAUUUCUAGCACGGGCAUGAAAAUGCUACGUGCCGUCAAGACAAAUAUUGACCCCAAGAACGUGUUUGCUAAUGGUAACCUUAUGCUGUAGGGAAAUCGUAGCUUAUUGUAACAUUGGAAAUAUACUUACUUCAUAUCUGCGUGUCUGUCUAAUUUUUAAAGGAAUAAAAUGCUGCCUUAAUUU